UCAUAUACCCACCCCUUCAUUGCAACUCAGCUGCAAGUUCCAAUUCGGCACCACCCAACGAUCCAACCCAACUCAAGGUCUCCAUUCUUCGAAAACCACUUCCACUUCUCAACCCCAACCGCAAGCCAAUUUGCCUCGUCUGUAACAAUGGCCACCCACACCAACCACAACCAAGGCUUCGCCCCCUCCACGUCGGGCACCACCACCACCCCCUCCAAGUUCCAAACCGUCCUCCUGAUUGGCGCAACUGGCUCCAUCGGCUCGUACAUCCUGCGCGCGCUCCUCUCGGAGCCCUCGCUGACCGUCACCAUCCUCACCCGCGCCUCCUCCAAAUCCAUCCCGUCCCUGCCUCCCAAUAUCACCACCACCAACCAAGUCCGCACCAUCACCAUCGACGACACCUACCCGACCGACGCCCUGCUCGCCGCCUUCCGCGGCCAGGACGCCAUCAUCUCGUGCCUGACCACGCUCUCGGUGGCAGACCAGUUCCGCAUGAUUGACGCGGCCAUCGCCGCGGGAGUGAAGCGCUACGUGCCGAGCGAGUACGGACUCAACAACAUGCGCGCUGACGCGCAGGGCUUGAAUUCUGUGUUUAGGAACAAGGGAGCUGUGCAGCAGUAUCUGCGCGACAGGGUGGACCAGAUCGAGUGGAUGAGCGUCAGCUGUGGGAUGUGGAUCAAGUGGUCGGUGAGGAAUGACUUUCUGGGGUUGAGGGUGAGGGAGAGGAAGGUGGAGCUGUGGGAUGAUGGGGAGGGGAGGUUUAGUGUCAUGACGGAGGAGAACACGGCGUUGGCGGUGGUGAGGGGGUUGGUGGCGUUUCCGGCGGAGACGAGGAACAGGAAUGUCUUGGUGGAAGAGUUUGUUACCACCCAGCGGGAGCUGGUGGGUGAGAUUGAGCGACAGAUGGGGUGGAGGUUCGACGUGGCACGGGUGGACAGUCGGGCGAGGAUUGCCGAGUUGCAGGCGGCGGUGGAGAAGGGCGAUGCGACGGCCACGUAUGGGCUUAUCGAGGCCGGUUUCGUGACGGGGCGGUAUGGUGGUGAUUUGAGCAAGGAGGGCGAGAUUAUGACCGAGAAGCUGGGCUUGAAGAGGCACUCGCUGCAGGAGGUUGUCGCGGAUGCCCUCGCCAGCUUGCAGUGAGUUGCAGACUUGUUUUGGGUAUAGCGAUAUGAAGACUGCUCUUGCAGAAGAAAGUGGCACUACCAUAUCCUUCGACGUUCCAGUUAUAUUUUCAAGUUGACCCAGAAUCGCAUAUCCGCAACAAUAAGUUCUUGGUUUAAGCCAAUGGCAUAUUGACUCGAUGUAAUGCA
Molecule: messenger RNA, 1310 nt
Organism: Parathielavia appendiculata
Lineage: Eukaryota; Fungi; Ascomycota; Sordariomycetes; Sordariales; Chaetomiaceae
Product: NAD(P)-binding protein
Exons: 1
Coding region: 148-1140 (330 amino acids)
Molecular function (GO): oxidoreductase activity
Source: RefSeq, a predicted model, not a curated record